Rasamsonia emersonii CBS 393.64 is the source of this 4647-nucleotide messenger RNA. Its product is annotated as Nuclear pore complex subunit Nup159. Gene Ontology annotation, molecular function: structural constituent of nuclear pore; protein binding. NCBI's taxonomy places the organism in Eukaryota, Fungi, Ascomycota, Eurotiomycetes, Eurotiales, Trichocomaceae. The transcript has 3 exons. The annotation marks the transcript as partial. Gene Ontology annotation, cellular component: nuclear pore. The record is from RefSeq and is a predicted model, not a curated record. Gene Ontology annotation, biological process: protein import into nucleus; RNA export from nucleus.
CGGAGUCCCAAGUCACUCCGACGCCGCUCCUUUCCCUCUCUUCCUCCUAGCCCGCGAGCCAUCAAUGUUCCCAAGACCAGAUACUCGCUAGGCGACGCAUCACGCACGGUCUCUGCCGAUUUCGAGAAGCUCAGGAUGGCCUUCAGCUUCGGGAGCUCCGCUGCCGGCGGGGGUGCCGGUGGCAAUGCGCAGGCUGAAUUAGGUCCUGAAUUGCCUGAGAUCAGCACUGGGGAAGUUGGGUUCAAAGGCGUUGACCGCGACUGCCACAUUCGAUUUCUUCCAACUCCUUGGCCCGCUGAUGCUCUCCCUCCCCCUACGAGCUCCCUCCUUACUGUUGCGCCCACCAAGGGAAUAGUUGUGGGUGGUGGUCCCGACGGUCUGGUGGUGGCCAGCACCAAGUCGGUGCGAGAGGCGAUUUCCGCCAAAGCCGACGAAGGCGUGAAACUAAAGCCCUUUGAGCCUCAAGGCCGCAUCCCACUGCCCAGUCGACCAAUGCAGGUUGCAUUCUGCGCUUCAGAGAAUGCGCUGGCAGUAUCGAUGCAAGGCGACGGUCAACUGGUCGUUUACGAAACCGCCACCUUGUCGCAGCCAAAUCCACAGCCCAAGCUGUCGAUCUCGACCAAUGGCGCUGCCCUUCGUGCUCUGGCACCGAAUCCUGCGCCAGAAAGCGAGGCGCUUUCCUCCUUGGUUGCGAUGGUGACGGUGAACGGUGAUCUGUUGGUGGCCGACUUGAAGGCGGGAUCUCUUGUGUCCGGCUCGUCCGGUCCUGUGUUGAAGAACGGCGUGGCUUCGGUCGCUUGGAGUUCCAAGGGGAAGCAGCUGGUCGCAGGGCUUGCAGACGGCACCUGUUAUCAGUUGGAUCCCCAAGGUGUGAAGAAGGCUGACAUCCCCCGUCCACCAGAGCUGGAGGGAAACAAACACGUGUCGUCUAUUUCGUGGCUUGAAAACGACCUCUUCCUGAUUAUCUAUACGCCUAAUGACGCUGAGGACGAGAUGGGCUCUGUGCCAGCGUCGGAUUACUAUAUUGUCCAACGACGCCAGCAGGCCCCGUUCUUGUUCCGGAAGUUGCCUGACGUGUGUUUGCCCUUCGGCGUCAAGCGUGCCCCGGCCUACCAGUUCGUCGCACGUCUGAGGGAUUUCAAGCCGCAUCUUAAGGAUGCUCUCAUCCUCUCGUCGACCGCAUCCACCGAUCUCGGUUUGAUAACAAGAUCCACCGAGCCGCUGACUGACAGCAUGACCACUGAUGAAAUCACCAACGUCUUUGCGUCGACGAGUAUCGCCGAUGAGGUACGGCAGGCGACCCUUCCGAUGACAGAGGCUUCCGAGGAGACUUCUACGAUUGGGCUUGGGGUAGACCUUUCCAGCACCGAAAAUGUACAGUCCCCCAUUCUUGGGGCAGAUAUCGCCGAGUCUCCCAACCCCCUGCCCAAUAUCAUGGUUUUGAACAACGAAGGCAUCUUGGUCUCGUGGUGGUUUAUCUACUCGGAGUCUAUUCGCCAGAAAACACCUUACCAUGGCCUAGCGGUUUUGCAGCAGGGUCAGCAGCCAGCGCAGCAGGCCGCUGCAGCUCCAGCCCCAGCGUUUGGCACCCCCCAGGCCCAACGACCCGCCUUUGGCCAGCCUGCGUUUGGACAGCCAGCCUUUGGUUCUCCCCAGGCUCAACAGCCAGCCUUUGGCAAACCGGCUUUUGGCACACCGUCCCCCUUGGGCGCGGCCCGCCAGCAACCUACCUUCGGAACUCCGUCUGCUCUUGGAGGAGGUUCAGCUUUCGGAUCUACCACUCCUGCAUUCGGCAGCCCUAGUCCGCUGGGACAGCGUGCUGCUCCUCAGUUUGGGAAGCCGGGCUUUGGAACAGGAUCGAGCCCUGCGUUUGGUCAACCAUCAGCUUUGGGUCAGGGUUUUAGUUCCUUCGCCUCUCCUACUGCAGGCAAGACUGGUGCUGGCUUCAGUGCUUUCUCGCAAGCUGGAGGAUUCGCAGCUCUGGCCUCACAGGCCAAGCCUUCCGAAAGCCCCUUCUCCAAACCUUCGGGGGACAGUCCUUUCGGCAAACCCAGCCAGCCUCUUUUCGGUUCUCAGACAGCCACAUCAUCAUCUUUCGGAACCCAGCAGCAGCCUGCUGAUUCUAAAGGACCGUUUGGACUGGGUUCUCAAGGCUUUGUGCUGGGUUCAACCUUCAAGCGCGACGAGAAGGCAGAUGAGGCCGAAACCACCUCUAGUCAGCCUUCAGGAGCAUUCUCGUUGGGCGCGAGCUUUGGUAACCUACUGGGUGGGACUUCCUCCAAAGCGAGCCCACCGACCGAAGCGAUGGAUGAUAUGGAAGAUGAACCGGCGGCACCACAACCAGCGAAGUCUACUGAGCCUGAAAAGCCGUCGUUGUUCGGUGCUCCCCAAAGCCCUGCUGCUACUACGCCAGCAACGACCGGCUCGGUUUUCGGAACUCAAUCGCAAACGACUACGAGUCCGGCAGCUACCGAGACCAGUCGGCCGACUUCUCUCUUUGGAGGUCUCGCAGCGAGGCAGCCAAGCCCCUUGUCUUCACCCUCUGAAAAGACGGUUGUGCCAAGUCAACCUGCGGAGAAGGAACAGGCAACACCGGUUGCGAAGACUGAGGAACUUCCUUUGCCUCCUGAGUCGACUAGUAGGGCCGUCUAUGGUCCAGGCGAUACAUCGGCGUCGUCGAAUGUCUCUAAAAGCUCCAUCGAGGAUGCACCCUUGCCACCGGAUCCUACUACCAUCAAGAAGUCUACUGCCGAAGAAAAGCCCGAAGAGCCACCCCUUCCUCCAGACUUUCUGCCGAAAGGCAAAGCUCCUGAAUCCCCUAGCAAGAGCCCGGUUGAGGAUGCACCACUCCCACCCGACUUUCUGCCUAAAGGCAAAGCAGCUAAAUCUCCUACCAAGAGCCCGGUUGAGGAUGCGCCACUUCCGCCAGACUUCUUGCCGAAGAAGACGACGUCCGCUGACAAGGGUGCCGUCGAGGAUGGACCACUGCCUGCCGACUUGGUCAAGCCGAAACAGCGCGCCACGCCCAAAGAAGAGCCUGUUGCACUCCCAGACGAGUCUGCGGGAUCCGAGGGUGAUUUUGAGGACAGCGGAGAGGAUGUGACUCAUGAUAUCAGUCCUCCAAGUGAAAAGGACGAGAGUUUUAAGACGUCUCCGGAGAGCUCAUUUGCGGCUCCGGCUGACAAGGGUCCUACGGGAGGACUCUUCACCAAGAUCUCGAUGCCCGAGAAGCAGCAGCAACGGACGACGAGACCUUUGUUCGGAGAGAUUUCAAAGCCCGUUAUACCGCCACCUAAAACGCGAACUGACGUUCCAAGUCCUCGAUCUCCCAGCCCGGUCCGACCAGCGGCACGGGGUCGUCCGGGAAGCAUUCUCGCUUCUCGAAAGGCUACCGCCGGACAGCCAUCGGCAGCAGAGCCACUACUAACCAAGAAGGAUUUGAUUGAAGAAGAGGAAUCUAAGGUUGCUGCCGCGGAGAUAAAUCGUCUUACCUCCGAGGCACAGGCCCUCUCCGAAGAUGAUGAGGAUGAGAGGCUCCGCGCCGACCUUGCCCGACCACUUUCCCCAGUGCCAACCCUUGACCCCUUCCUUUCACGCCAGGAGCCCACUGGAGUCUCAUUCAAGCCAGGCAUUCCGGGUCAGAUUGAGAGACUGUACCGGGACAUUAACUCGAUGGUCGAUACGCUGGGCAUCAACGCUCGGUCCAUCGCGUCAUACCUUCUGUACCAGGGGGCAUCGCAGGAGUCCACGAUCAGCCACUGGGCGCGGAUUCUGCAAGGAGAGAAUCCAGCGGAUAUUGUUGACGAGGAAUUAUUGCUUGCGGAUAUCGCCAAUCUCGACGAGACAGUCAGUUUGCUUGAUCGCACACUCCAGCGGCAACGGUUACGGGGCGUACAAGAUAAACUCGACCAGUGCCAGGAGCUGCUGAGCCGGGACAUAUUCACUCUGCGUGGUCAAUGUGCGAGCAUCCAGAAGACUCUGGAUGCGUAUACCGACACUGUUGCCAUUCGGUCCGCACCAUUGUCGGCAGAGCAAGCCAAUCUGCAGCAGGACCUGCGGAAGUCUUCCGCUGCGAUCCAGAGCAAGCUGGCGGAGCUGGAACAAGCGGUAUCGCUUCUCCGGGCUAAGAUUGCCGACACCUCCCGCGCAGAUGCUGUCAAUGGGUCGGUGUCGCGGCGACCGUCGACGAGGAAGCCCACGGUUGAGGCUGUGACAUCGACGAUCGCGACGAUGAUGAGCAUGGCGGAGAGCAAGAGCAGUGAUAUCGACGUGUUGGAGGCUCAGAUAAAGAAGCUAGGCAUUGAUGUUACGGGCGGACCUGGCAGUCGCGAAGGCUCACCGUUCACGACGCCGCUGAAGAAGUCGGUUGGCCGGCUGCCUGUGACUCCUGGUUCUCGUGGGUCGCGCGAAGACGGUCCCCGGAGCGCGUAUCACACGCCGGAGUCGACGAGCAAGUUCCGGUCGAGCAUCAACGAGUCUGGACGACACAGUCGCCUUCGGAACGUGAACUUUGAGGCGGAUUUCGCGACUGUCCAGGACAGCGAGAGAUGGAAAGCGCGGAAUCAGCGGCGGAAAGAGGUGAUGGGGAACCUGAAGAAAGCGGUUGAGAACAGGCGCAUCAAAGUCAGAAGCCUGGACGAUCUAUAA